AUGCGGCCUCGCAUAUCGAGAUGCAUCCCUCCUUGGGAGGUGCACAGCCGCCAGGCGUAUCAGCGCAGGAAGUCACUAGCUGCCAGAGCAUGCCAGCCUCGAGAAGCUCUACACGUAUUCUUCAAGCGGUGUACGAAGGCAAUUGCUGAUCACCGAUUCGGGGUCCAUGCAACACGACUUCUGACAGAUGUUGUGCACAAGCAAGAGUUGCCAAGCGAAGAGAAUAUAGGGAACGCUGAGGUAGUGCAUUCGGCAUCGGCGGCCACAUCCCAGCAGCCUGAAGAAGUUGUUCCAUCGGAUACGCCGGCAGCAGAAGAUGCGACUUCGCUGGUUGAUACAACUCCGUUACUAGAGGAUGUCAAUGUUCGUUUGCAGUACCUGGGAUAUGUCGGCCUAAGCCGGCGUGACAAGCGCAUGCUUAUCGACUUCGUGAACCGGAUCGCCCCGUGCAUUACUACUUCAGGCCAUGCGCUGAAGUUUCUGAACUCUAUGUCAUGUGUUGUGAAUGUACGGUGUCUGCCUUCGAGUUCGGUCACUGGCGCCAACAUCAAGUUGGCGUGCCGUGAGGCCUUCGAGUCACUCUUUCGCCGCCUGGACCGCAGCGCCGAUGCGUACCACGUAGUGGCAUCCUAUUUGAAGCUCUGCGCAUUUUACGGCGACGAUAUGUCUAACUUCUCUCCUGUGUAUCAUGAUAUGGUAGAGGCGGUAGUAUCGGGGGAUGUGUUUGUGACUGAGCGCCAAUUGGAUGACCUGCUCUUUGUGUAUCAGCGCCUUGCCAUAUGCGAUCGCCGCUUCAUGAAGUACCAUUCGGAUCGUAUUUCGCGCCACUUCGAGUGUUUCAGUGAUGAUCAAGUGUGCAACUUCGCACGGUACCUGGUCAAGAGCGUUCACGCUCGUGCUCGACCGCUGGACAUAGGCGCUACGGCGGACUACUCGCGAGAAUUCGACGCUUCGGAUACUAUGGCCCUUCUGGAUGGGUUCGAUGUGGCUUCGAGUUCAUAUGCACGCUGUCUGGAGUCACAACUGCCCGUUUGUCUGCACCAAUACAGCUACUACAACUUGGUUGACCUCGGCGAGUUUUACAGCCUCUUCAACAUUCAGAGCUCCGUUCGCGUGCGGUUUUCAACCGAGCUGUGGAAAUAUCUGUACACGCUGCGUUAUGGCUACCCUAUCAAGGCGCUUGUGAUUUUAAGCAAGUUGGGGCUUGGCGACAGCGCCACGUACGGCCGCUUGAUACGCAACAUACCCAUGACCCUUGCGUUCAGGUGGCCAUUGAAUCUCGUAUCCGAGUGUUUGAUAUCGCUCGAGUGGGCAAAGAGUAGCAAGAUCUACGUUAUCCUUGCGCACUAUCUUUCGAAGAAUCUUUCUGCACAGUUCAACGCGCUCAAUGUUGCCCGGAUAUUCGAUUCGUUAUGCAAUAAGCGGGUAGCGUUGCUGGGCCUGUACCAGAAGGUGCUGCGCAUCCAGUCGCUGAACCCUGGGUGGCUGGGCUGCGAGGAGCUGUUGGCUGUGGCCAGGUAUGGAAAAGAAGUAGGAUUCUCGUUAGCCGGUAUAUCCGGUAUGCUUAAGGUCCAAGACUUAGAUGGCAUGGAUUAUCGGAAGGCCAUAACGCUGCUUUACGUAAUGGAAAACCCGGACGCAGCGUUGCUUAAGAGGUGCAUACAGGCCAUACAUAACAAGGACACCAGCCAGUGUUUGGAGUUCGAUUCACUGAUGCAGCUCCUCAAGGCGUGCUAUCGCCACAAGAUUUGGCUAUGCGCUUCGCCGCAGCUGGCAUUGGAGGCGCUGAGGGACGUCGAGACUGUAGAGGCGCCAGUGUUGCUAGAACUGCUCGAUCUUCUUUCUCUAGCCGGUCCUAUUGGGGAGCCCAAUCUAUUGGCGAGGCUAGAAGGGUAUGUCGAACACGUCAUCGCGGAUCUGCCGCUGCGCACGGCUGGAAGGAUGCUGUGGCUGUGCUUUUCGCUUGGUGUAUUGCCGGAUUCGGCGUGUUUCAUAUCUUUGCUACGCCGCUUCAACCAUUUGUACGAGCCUUCCUACAACGAGGACCACUUGUUACAGGUACUUGGCGAGGCUCUGAAGCGCCUGAAGUCACAGACCGUCGAAGUACGAACCUUUCUGCGUCAUUUGGAGGCUUUCAAGGACGUUUCCUGGCGACGCGAGCCUGCGGAAAUCGGGAAGAUUCGCGCGUUCCAGCGCAACGUCGGAUGCAAGGCGUUCGUCUCGGUCUUCCCUUUCACUGCUGACGUAGAGGUCGACGCAACCGCGCUUUCAGACUACGUCACCCGCAUUGGUGGCAGCAGCCUAUCCUUGGCGGAGCCAUGUCUGCAGUCCAGGAGUUCUUGGUGUGCUUCCUCCGACAUUGCGGGCACCGUAUUGCUGGACCUCUGCGGGGACCCUUACGUCACGGUAGUUGAGCGAGACGGCAACGAGAGGCAGGCGCUCCGCUUUUAUUACCAGUUACGAGGCAGCUUGGUCGGUAGACCCUUCGCCCACCUCCUGGAUUCCAGUGUUCACUAG
Molecule: messenger RNA, 2517 nt
Organism: Babesia bigemina
Lineage: Eukaryota; Apicomplexa; Aconoidasida; Piroplasmida; Babesiidae
Exons: 6
Coding region: 1-2517 (838 amino acids)
Source: RefSeq, a predicted model, not a curated record